AAAGAAAUCCCAAAUGUGCUGGUAGAAAAAAACAAAAUAGAGAGGGAAAUCAAGAACUGGCAGCCGCUCAAGCUAAAAGCUGAAGGAUCUGAAGAAGAAAAACCAACAGUCACUGGAUAUACAGUGAAAAUCAACAAUUAUGCAUGGGAUCAGUCUGAUAAAUUUGUGAAAAUCUAUGUCACAUUAAGUGGUGUUCAACAUCUGCCAGCUGAGAAUAUUCAGGUGCACUUUACAGAAAGUUCAUUUCAUCUGCUGGUGAAAAAUUUAAAUAACAAAAACUAUGCAAUGAUGUUCAACAACCUUCUGAAACCAAUCUUAGCUAAAAGCAGCUCAUGGAAGAUCAAAACAGAUAUGAUCUUAAUAUUAUGUAAGAAGCAGCAAGAAGAAAAACGGGAGUGCCUAACACAGGUUGAAAAAGAGACUAAGGAAAAAGAGAAAGCUUCCUAUGAUACAUCUGAAUCCAGUGAAGGACUGAUGAAUCUACUGAAAAAGAUAUAUGCAGAAGGAGAUGAUGAGAUGAAGAGAACAAUUAACAAAGCAUGGGUGGAGAGCCGAGAAAAACAAUCCAAAGAUGAUUUGCCAUUAGACAUUUAACAAGUGUUGAAGACUGUGCUUGCUAAUUUAAUCUACAUUUGAUUUAUGGAGGUUUCUGCUGCAAUAUUCUGUUCAGAGAACAUGUGCUUUUUAUAUAACCAUCUUCAAAGCAAAAACUACAAAAUUUAUGUCU
Molecule: messenger RNA, 727 nt
Organism: Pantherophis guttatus
Lineage: Eukaryota; Metazoa; Chordata; Lepidosauria; Squamata; Colubridae
Source: RefSeq, a predicted model, not a curated record